Messenger RNA from Cadophora gregata, 3432 nucleotides. RefSeq lists its product as uncharacterized. Lineage: Eukaryota; Fungi; Ascomycota; Leotiomycetes; Helotiales; Ploettnerulaceae. The record is from RefSeq and is a predicted model, not a curated record. The transcript has 6 exons. The coding region runs from base 456 to 3107 and encodes 883 amino acids.
UUGAAAGGAAAGCAGCUCACCUCACCCUCACCCUUACCCUUCUAGACCUACAGUCCCUCGCAACACCGAGUCUCGCAAUAGACAUCUCUUCGAUUCGACUAACCUCUCACCUCUGCCGCACUCGGUCGCAUCGCAUCUACAUCUACAUCUACAUCCGAAGUGCUGCGCAAUUUGAGACUUCGAUUCCAAAAUCCAGCUGCUUCAACGUCUUGCGAUCGCUCCUUCUCCCUCCCCUUCCACUCCACUGCCCGAACUCGACGAACUCGAACCUCUAAGGUAACCUCGACCCGCAUUUGGAUCGCCAGUACCAAGUUGCAAAGGGAAAGCACGUUCUACAUACCAUAUCCGCCUGCCCAGCUGAAAGGCUGCGCUCUGAGUCAAGAUGCCUCGUAAGUUCACAUUUCACGCUUCAUUCAUCAUCACUUCUACAGAACAACCAACCGCGCAUCAGCAAGAUGGGAUCCGAGACAUACCACAUAUACGACGCAUCAAACAUGUACCGGGGUAGUUACAACAUGGCGAGCAGUGGUGAGGUCUGGUACGCACCCCAGGCUGCACCAAUGGACCCUACAAGAGCCUUGUCUCGACGACAAGCACAUCUCUCGUCCCAAGAUUAUCACUCGGGGCUGGACACUAUCAACGAAUAUGCUCCAGCCCAUGGUCUCAUGAGAGCAUACUCCAACGCUCCGCCUCGUACCAAGAACUUCGUUGCACCAACACACCCUCAAAUGAUAGAGGUCUUCCCUGCUUCGAGCAAUGAUGGUGUCAGACACGCAGACGAAGGCACACCCCUCAUGGAAGAUAUUUACACAGCUGUUGAUAGUCUUGCACCUAAUGACACCGAAAUCGGAUCGAAUUGGCCAUAUGCUAACAGCAAAUUUUGUCCAGUCCAAGAUGCAGACUUCAGCGUUAAUUCAGACGCAUAUUCAAUGCCAUUUUCGGAGCUGAAAGAUGCUGUCAUUGGUGUCGAAGCAACAUCAUACCUCCAACACAUGAUCGACGGCCAGCCUGCUCACGAACCUCUCCUCGCAGCACUCGGUGGAGAUCCAAUAGCAUUGAAGCACCAUAUUGGGAAUGAUUUGGAUAGAUGGAGCGAGAACAAAAUGCGGCCUUUCUUUGUAUUUGAUGGACAAUCGGUUGUUGGUAAGGACGAAAUGGCGCUGAAAAAUGCUAGAGCGGCUCUCGCAAAGACGCAAAAAGCAUGGGAACUGUACAGCAAUAACCACCCCGAAGAGGCCGUGAAGACCUUUGGUGCUUCUGGCGCCGUACGAGCACAAGACUUGUACCAUAUUCUUCAAGAAGUCCUAGCUGAGAGAGGGUUGGACUUUCAGAUCGCGCCAUUCAGCGCAUGUGCCCAGCUUGCCUACCUUGACACACUUGAAGAACAAUUUAUUGAUGGCAUUAUGGGUUCGAAAGAGCUGCUCCUCUACGAGAUCAAUGAUGCAAUUAUCCAUCCUCCAACCUCUAGUAACUGGGAAGAAAAGUGCUUUUACGGCAUCAUCAAGUCCGAAUUACUAACAAAACUUAACGUUGUCGCGAAUCCAGAAAUGUUUCAUGAUGCACUUCUCUUGGUUGGCACCUCAUUUUUACCGCCAUUUCCUCCUCUCCAAGUCGAAGGCAUUAUUUCUUCGCAACCGUAUACACUCACAGACGCAAUCAACCUCUUGCGGACAUCCAAUAGAUCAGUGACAAGCACCUGCAGUACUUUCCAGGACGUUCUCGAUAAGCAUGAUCAGAACUGGUUGACAAAGUACCGGAAGGCAAAGAUGAGCGUGAAGCAUUGCUGCACAGUUACCACAGACGGUCUUGUUCAUAUUCGAGACUGGGACAACCUCUCAGCCGAUAACUCGGAAUAUCUAGGCUUACAGAUGCCUUCCGAGCUCUAUCAUUACCUCUCCAAAGCUCUGAUUGGACCAAGAAUCAUCAAUUGCUUUGUGCACUUGAAGUGGCAUAUUUUCCCGACCUUGGAUGGAGUUGUCUCGGAUGAGUAUAAGAAGCUGGUUACCCAGUCACUACUCCCUUUGAAGGAGACCACUGCUGCCCUGGUUUCUUCGCGCAUCGCUCGAGCAACACAAUUCAAAGAUAUCGAGAUGAUAUUCUGGUUUGACGAGAACCUCAAAAAGACUCUUGUCCAUCGAAACAUGCAGCCUCAAACCAACCAGCAGACUGAUUCAUGGGGAGUGAAGGAUGCACAGCUUAAAACUCAAGCAACAGCGACCGGAACAUCUCCUGUAACUCUAUCAUUUGCCCUCCUCUCGCUACAAUCGAAGGAUUUCCCCGCUACAACUAUCUAUGCCGCACCGGCUAAAGGCCACAUAACCGGUAUCAACUCGAAGACAGAGCUUCAGUCGAAUGUGCUCUGGCGUUUUCUCCAUCUCAGAGGGUACAUCAACGACCAACAUCAAUUGACCAGUUGGGGUAAAGCCUUGGCAACGACUUUGAAAGCAAUUGGACCUUCUGUAAAGGCCUACAAUGAUGUUCACCACCUCGAAGAGGCUGCAUUUCUCGCCUUCGAGCUUCUUUCCUUCGAUAAUCUCAAUUCGCGCAACCGUCACUCGGAACUAAUCGGUGCGCCUCUUCGUGGAUCUGAUGACGAUAAGGCAAAUUGUAUAUUGAUAGGGCGCACGUCGUGUCUUCUCAAGCUCCGUCACCAAAACCUUGGUUACACUGGGCCACUCAGCAAGAAUUUCCUGUCGUUCCAUUCGAUCAUUAAAGAAGUCCGCGAGACCGACAGAGACCUCUUGGAAGGUGUUCUUGCGUCGUUGCUUCUCAACGGGCAAGGGGAACGCCCCCGGGACGACUGCGAUGGGCUAGGACGAAGUCUGCCUUUCUCCAAGGACAUCGACACCAGUCUCGGAAUCGCAGUUAAAACUUAUCUCGAUGACUUCUUCAAGGCCGAAUGGACCCCAGAAGAACGCGAAGCCAACAAGGCAGAAUACAUCAAGAAGUACCUCCCACACAGCGUCAACUUCCCCGAAGACUUGGAUGUUGCCUUCAAGUUCUUCGAUGCAGUCUAUGAAGGUGUAUCAACUCUGGGCAAAGAGAUCAACGAGGCAGACAAGAAGGUCUGGGAUAAUGCGUAUGCGUACCUGGCCAAGCGGCGAUAGAUGGUUUUGGGGGUUGGGCGAUAGUAAUUCUGGCUGAAUGCUUGGCUUCCUUGACAUUCUUGUAUCCUCGGCAGCAUGGAUUCUACGACAGUAUGCUUAAUCUUAGGUAUAUUGAAUAUAUUACGUCAACCCAUUACUGUAAUGCUUUGGUGUUCCAUCGAGACGUUGCGACGGGCGAGCAUAAUUAACAGUAACCAUUGGAAGGAAACUCAUUCAGUGAAUACCCCGGUGCAGACAACAUGUGCAGAGAUUGGUUGCCUACAACCAGGUGUAUGCAAAAGUGCUUUAUUGCGCGUGUACCUUGGCCCCAUGUGACAGGCUGAAC